AGGAAACACACAGGUCUACACACAAUAUAAUCUGCCUGAGUGUAAACAUAAAAUACUGACAUAGGAAGAGUGAAGCGGUGCCAGUAUCUGACUGGCUGCUAAAGAGCAGAGUCCACACAGGUGUUUUCACUUGCCACUUGUUGCCUCGUUACACCUGGUGUCCUGCCAGUAACCUCUUUGUGACUUAACUUGUUUUUCAGUUUGUAACAACCCGUUGUGGAAUUACUGCACAGUGGGACAGAUAGACUACCUGCUUCCAUUCAGUUUUGGUUUUUUUUGUGUGUGAGCAACAGCAACACCAAAUCAAAACGUGACAACGGAGAGUUGAACACGGACAGAAAGAAAAGAGUUCGGACAGUAUCCACCUAAAAUUCAUCAUCCUCCUGUUCAUCCUCCAUCAUGGCUGCAAGACAGACAGGCAUGUUGCUGUUGGCAGUGAUCCUCUCCCUGAUAGGCCUCAUUCACAGCUUCCAGCCACUCUUCUCGUUUGAUGGGAACUCCACCACUCACCGUGAAAUUACAGAAAGGGCGGUCCUCAGGAAGACAGCUGAGGUCUGCAGAGACAUUGCGGCCUCUGAGGGACGGGACUUCAGCCUGACUAUUGAUGACAGCCUGUCAGCUGACAAGGUCCAAAGGGCCUGUUCCUCUUCAGGUAGCUCUAUCCUCUCUACUGUCAUGUUCCAAACGUCCAUCGCCAACAUGUACUUCAGCAACGCGAAAGUGGACGUGGUCUUUGCGCUGAGUGAGGAGCACCACUUUGAUGAUGAGACCUUCCAGGGAGGACGGGAUGUCAUCACACAAGGUGUGUCUGCUGUGAAGGCCAGUGUGAAGCUGGAGAACUUUGUCGCAGGGAGGUGGACUCUUGGACGAGUCUGUCACACCCUACAGGAUUUCUACAGCCACAGUAACUGGGUGGAGCUGGGGAAUAAAGCUCCUUACAGCACUCUGAUCAUACCAGACCAACCUCUUGAGAACCUGGCAGAUCUUAGUACUCCAACCUGCAGAAACUGUACAGGAGGAAACUGUGACAACAAUCUUCUGCCUGACCUGCUGCAGCAGGGGCUUCUCACAUCAGGCUACUUCAACAUCUUCUCCUCCGCAAAACCUGCAGGGAAAUGCAGCCACGGUGGCGCAUUCGACCGGACAAGCAGGCAGGACCCAGUUGGGGGCAUCAGUAAAGACGACGUUGGGUCCAGUCAUGGUUCACUUCACCACAAAGCAGCUGAUCUGGCUGUGAAUGCCACAAUUGAGCUACUGGAAGACGUCAGAGUAGCUGUCGGAGACAAGAACUUCCUACGAUUGAUGGGCCUCUCCCAAUCCACUGUGCUGUGUUUUGUCAUCGACACCACUGGCAGUAUGAGUGAUGACAUAGCCGAGGCUAAGCGAGUUUCCUUUGAAAUCAUUGACAGUAAGAGGGGAACCCAGCAGGAGCCCUCUGCCUACAUAUUGGUACCUUUCAAUGACCCAGGUUUUGGUCCUCUGAUUUUGACAACCAAUGCAGACGUCUUCAAAGACAACAUCAACAAGCUGUCUGCAAGUGGAGGAGGAGACAUCCCAGAGUUGUGCUUGUCUGGACUGCAGCUUGCCCUGACUGCUGCUCCACCCUCCUCUGAGAUCUUCGUCUUCACGGAUGCUCCAGCUAAAGAUGCUCAUCUGAAAAGCACCAUCACUGCUCUCAUAGAAAGCAGUAAGUCAGUGGUAAAUUUCAUGUUGACAGAUGUCCUAGCCAGUCGACGGCGCCGCAGGUCAGGUCAGUCAUCAGCUGGGUCAUCACGUGCCAUGAGCCAGGCAGAUGCCCAGCUGUACCGUGACCUAGCCCAAGCCUCUGGAGGACAGGCCAUUGAGGUCACCAAGUCAGACCUCUCUAUUGCUACAAGUGUAAUAGAGGAUUCAACAGCCAGUGCUGUGGUGACAGUGUUUCAGAGAGUGAAGAAUCCUGGAAAGCCUGAUAAUUUUACAUUCACUGUGGAUGGAUCACUAAGGAACAUGACUCUCUACGUCACAGGAACACCAUCUCUCACCUUCAGUCUGACCAGCCCCACAGGUAUAUCUCAGAGUUCCAGUCAGUCAAGUGGUCCUCUGGCAUCCUCCACCACAGCAGGAAACCUACGUCGUUCAAGCCUCAACGCUGAAAAUCAAACAGGAUCAUGGGAAAUCAGUGUUAACUCAAAUGACCCCUACUCAGUCAAGGUCACAGGUCAAAGUUCAGUGAACUUCAUUUUUAACCUUGUGGAAGCUCACGAAGGAGCCCAUGGGGACUUCAGUCUGAAGGAGGGACGUCCUCUUUCAGGUGGUAAUGCCAGCCUCUUGGUCUCUGUGACAGGAAGUGACACAGUGAAGGUCACAGAGGUCACUCUGUAUGACAGCUCAGGGCCAACAGAGGUCAACGGGUCACUGCAGUCGGUAGGUAGUGGUUCCUUCCUGGUGACCUUCAUUGGAGUCCCUGCAGGGGAAUUUGUGGUUCGCCUGAAAGGAGAGGACAGCGGCUCCACCUCCAGGAAAACAUCAACCGGCUUCCAGAGACAGGCCUCCACACAGAUGAAGACCUCCAGCAUCUCUGUCACUACCCAAGCCAACACCACCAGCAUAGAGCCAGGCUCCUCCAUCUCCAUCCCUUUCACAGUCGCCACAACCACCAACGGAGUUGUUAACGACUCUGCAACCGGGACGUUCACAGUAUCAGCCAACAAUGACCGCAGCUAUGAUUUGACCUCACCCAGCACCAUCUCCGUAGAAGCUGGCAGUGAAGGCAAAGCCAAUGGUACCGUGACCUUGACAGUACCAGACAGUGCUGCUUCAGGAACAGAUGUGACUCUUACUAUUGCCGCAGAAAACGCUGCUGCCACUGACAGCAACUAUGUUCUCCUCAGACUGUCUAUAGCGGCCAAGGUGGUAGACAUCACCCGUCCAACAUGCCAGGGUGCCAGUUCAUCCACCAGCUGUCCGUCCUCUUCUUCGCUCUGUUCUUCCUCCCAGUGGCAGUUCAUCGCUAAUCUCACUGACGGCACGAAUGGAACUGGCAUCGAGAGCGUCACCAUCCGCAAAGGCAAUGGUACACUCAAUACAAGCACAGUGAUUGGGGCAGGGGGUGAGAACAUUACAGUGGCUUCCUACAGCGCCUCCUGCUGUUCACAGGAUGUCGAGCUGACUGCUGUGGACAAAGUAGGAAAUGUGGGGACAUGUACAGGACAAGCUAGAGCUCUUACCACAGCUGCCCCUGUGACUACAGCUGCAGUUACCACAACCAACUCCACCACCUCUGGAGGGCACACUUUGAGCAUGUCACACUGUCUCUGGAUCGGUGUUGCAGUUUCUCUCCUUUGGAAGUAAAAGGGAUAAAUGGAAAUUACUCUGUGAAUGUGGGAUUUUAGUACAUAAAUCAAGGGUUCCUCGGAAAGUCUUUGAUAGCUUUCAUUUUUUCAUCAGGUGUAUUUGAAUUCAAUUUUCACUGCACAAAAAAAGACUAAACACAGUAAAGCUAUCAGUAAUAACUAGAUGCCAUAUUAAACUUCACAAAAAUAUUUUUUUUUUUAAAUGGGGAGUAUAUGUAGAGCCUUAAUAUAUAGUCUGAUUUCUUAUCAUGUAUAUCUUGGUGGGACAUUUGAGAAACAUGUUUGUACUAAGGGGAUAUUCAAUGUAAAGAGAAGGAAGCAAUGUUAACUAACGUCUAAUAUUCAGAAUUAUUUAAACUUCUUGGUUUACAAUGGUAUGUAGAUUUCUUCAUCUAUAAUUUACUUUGAUGGCAAUAUUUUAACUCAUAGCAGCCUGUCAGCAUUCAGAUUGCAGUGCAGUGUUAGACCUGGUCUGUCAGUAACCUCUGUGUGCUUGACAACUGCGUAUCUGUUUCCAGCAACCCAUUGUGGAAUUUAGACUGAUCACAUUACCCCAACAAAAAUCUGAAAAUUGUUGUCCCUUACCCUUUUGCCUUCAAAUUUACUUUCUUUAAUUCAUACACGUGUUAUGAUAUGUAGUGAUGGGCGGACUGGUUAUUUCAACAAAAUCAAUUCAUUUGAGUUAAACAUGUAAUUUUUCAUUUUUCAAUUUCUCCAUGAUAUGUUACUACAACUACUCCUGGUACUACAAAUACUUCUUGAAUUACAACUCCCCCAGUAAUUACAGCUGCAGCUGACACAACAUCCACUGGAGGGCGCACUUUGAACCUAUCACACUGUAUCUGGAUCAGUGGUAAAGUUUCUCUCCUUUGGAUAUUGAAGAAACAAAUGGUAAUAUUUUUUUCCUUGUAUGGAAUUACCCUAAGUAAUCUCUGAGUUGUCUUAGUAGUCUUUGUUUAUAAGUAAAUUAUCUUUGUACUUCUUCCACUA
Molecule: messenger RNA, 4322 nt
Organism: Centropristis striata (black sea bass)
Lineage: Eukaryota; Metazoa; Chordata; Actinopteri; Perciformes; Serranidae
Gene: vwa10.2
Product: von Willebrand factor A domain containing 10, tandem duplicate 2
Exons: 18
Coding region: 400-3330 (976 amino acids)
Source: RefSeq, a predicted model, not a curated record